AACAGCGGUGGUGCACGAGCUGGUCUAAAGAGAGAGAAAGAGAGAGAGACAUAGACACAGACAAAGAGAGAGAGAGAGAGAGAGAGAGAGAGAGAGACGGUGGUAGAGGAGGAGUAGAAGGAGGAGAUGUGAGCGGCGGACGGACGGUGGCUGGAGGAGCAGUUGAAGCUGCUGAAUUAUUUGAGGACAAUACCCCGGCUUCUCUUCUUAUUUAUCUUCGUAUUGUCUUCUAAUUAUCUAUUUAUUAUCUGUCUGUCUGUCCGGCAGGCUGGGUUAUUUGGCUUGCCUUAGAGAGGGAGGACAGCGGACACGGACGGGCGCGCGGAGCGAAGAGGAGCUGAGCUGAGCUGAGCGGAGCGCGUGCGUGCGCUCGCGGUCUGGGCUCGCCGAGGCGCGCGCUGGCUGAUAUCCGCGGAUAUAUAAUAAACACGGAGCUGGGCGCUGCUGGCUUGUUUACGUGCGGUGUAGCUGUUGCAGGAGCUCGCGUGGACAUGAGGACCUGUGUGGAUUGAUUGUGAAUUGUGGACUGAACGAAUCACUGACUGUCUGAAGGAAUAAAUGGAUAAAUGACAGUCACUGACACACACACACACACAGACACUCUCUCUCUUCUCUCAUACACACAUUCUCUGUGUGUGUGCAUGUGUCUUCACCAGGCUACUUGAUGCUGCCGAGCUGAGGAAACCCGUGUUUUUGCUGCUUCUGCUGUGUGAACUUGUGUAAAAAUGUAAGUAAACAGUGGCCAUAUUUAACCACAGCACGUCCCUGACUCAACAGACCGUCUUGUUUUGGAGUGUGCUUCACUGAAAACCCGAGUUACAAGUCAGUAUCUCCAGGUUUCAGAGGCUUUUUCGGCUUUUUCUCGUCGUUUGUGACUUCUGAGCUUAUUUUUUGUGUACAGAAGAAAAUAUAAGCUUAAUGAUGAGGUCCUCAUGCUGUUGCUGGUGCUGCUUGAUGGCAUGCAUCCACCUCCUCCAAACAAGCAGCUAACUAACAUCUUCAAGAGCUGUCCUGUCUACAGCCACUGGGAAAGCUAACCUAUCUAACCUAGGUUAGCCAGAUAAGCAGCUCUCAGACUCUAUAAAUCUGUAACCUUCUACAGGAGCUUCCACGUCUCCUGAGCUUUCUGAGCCUGCUGAGACUGACACCAAACACCUGCACCAUGUCUAAAACCCUGAAGAGAAAGAAGCACUGGUCCACCAAAGUGCAGGAGUGCGCGGUGUCGUGGGGAGGAGUGGGGGAGUUCGGCGCGGUGGUGGAGAUCCUGGGGGGCGCCGAGCUCGGAGAGUUCCCCUUCCUCGGCCAGAUGAACCUGGAUGUUCUCGUGUGCCACGCCGGGAGGCUUCCGUACUACGGAGACGUUCUGCUGGAGGUCAACGGCACGCCCGUGAGCGGACUCACCAACCGCGACACGCACGCGGUCAUCCGGCACUUCAGGGAGCCCGUGCGCAUUAAGACGGUCAAACCAGGCAAAGUGCUGAACACAGAUUUGAGGCAUUACCUCAGUCUGCAGUUCCAGAAAGGAUCACUGGACCACAAACUGCAGCAAGUCAUCCGAGACAACCUCUACCUGCGCACCAUACCAUGUACUACCAGGCUGCCGAGAGAUGGAGAAGUUCCAGGAGUGGACUAUAACUUCAUCAGUGUGAACGAUUUCAGGAUCCUGGAGGAGAGUGGGCUACUACUGGAAAGUGGAACUUAUGAUGGAAACUACUAUGGCACACCCAAACCUCCUGCAGAGCCCAACUUGGUUCAGCCUGAUCUGGUGGACCAGGUUCUGUUUGAGGAAGAGUUUGGCACAGAAGUCCAACGCAAGCGCACCACAUCUGUCAGCAAAAUGGACCGCAAGGACAGCGUUGUCCCAGAAGAAGAAGAUGAUGAGGAACGGCCAGCGCUGCCAAAUGGCCUUCCAGAGGGAAGUGAAGAGUGGAGGAGGCCGGUGCCCAGCUACACUCAGUCCAGCAGCAGUGGGGGGAUUCGUGGAGGAAGCAGCAGCAGCGGUGGGGAGCUUCGUACCUGGAGCUCCCUGCCCAGAGACGACAGCCUCGAACCACUGCCGUAUAACUGGGAGAUGGCCUACACAGAAACGGGCAUGGUUUACUUCAUCGACCACAACACCAAAUCUACCACAUGGCUGGAUCCUCGUCUCGCCAAGAAAGCCAAACCUCCUGAAAAGUGUGAAGAUGGAGAGCUUCCAUAUGGCUGGGAGGAGAUUGAAGACCCACAGUACGGCACAUACUAUGUAGAUCACAUAAACCAAAGAACCCAGUUUGAGAACCCGGUUUUGGAGGCAAAGAGAAAACUCGGACAGGAGACUGCAGUAGCAACUCAGAGCCAAAAGGGGGCAGCACCUCCUCCAGGUGCUGAUGUGUGUGCCCCAGGCUUCACGAGAGACCCCACUCAGCUAAAGGGGGAUCUGUACCACACAGCCCUGAGGAAAAGCUCUCAGGGCUUUGGUUUCACCAUCAUCGGAGGAGAUCGUCCUGAUGAGUUUCUCCAGGUAAAGAACGUGUUGGCGGACGGACCGGCCGCUCACGACAACAAGAUGUCUUCAGGUGAUGUAAUCGUUGAGAUCAAUGGCGCUCUGGUUCUGGGUAAGACCCACGCUGAUGUGGUCCAGAUGUUCCAGUGCAUCCCCAUCAACCAGUAUGUAGACAUGGUUCUGUGCCGCGGCUACUCGCUGCCCCCGGACGUUGAAGAGGACAGUGAAGAUCUUCCACCCCCUCCUCCUCCUCCACCUGCAGUGGGUGAGGUGGUGACGGCCGUGCCGCUCAUUAACGGGCAGCCGCUGCUGGUGAAGGGCGAGGCGCUGCACGGCUCGUCUCAGGAGCUGCACUACGUCACCACGGACGCCAGCGGACGGCCUGUGGUGGCCGCGUUGCCUGGGGGGGCAGGCGAGACGCAUGAGGGGGCCAUGCUGCAGCCGGAGUUGGUGAGCGUGCCACUGGUGAAGGGCCCUGGUGGGUUUGGCUUUGCCAUAGCAGACUGCCCGCUGGGUCAGAAGGUGAAGAUGAUCCUGGACGCACAGUGGUGCCGUGGCCUGCUGAAGGGAGACGUCAUUAAAGAGAUCAACCGGCAGAACGUUCAGACGCUGAGCCAUGCACAGGUGGUGGACAUCCUCAAGGAGCUUCCUGUGGGGAGCGAGGUCAACCUGCUAGUGCUUAGAGGAGGUCAAACUUCGCCAGUGAAGAGUCUGAGACCAAGACAGGAAAUGAGCACCAGUCUGGAGGCUCUGGAUCGCUGCCAUGACGUUGGAGCUCCCCAGGCACUCACAUACUACUCAAGCACGUUGCCCUGUAGCUCACCCAGACGAGACACCUCCCUCCACCGAACCAAACCCAAAGCAACAGUGGACACCACCUUGCCUCAGUAUAAAGAGCUGGAUGUGUUUAUAAAGAGAGACCAGGAGACAGGAUUUGGCUUCCGUGUGCUUGGUGGGGAAGGACCUGAACAGCCAGUGUAUAUUGGAGCCAUUAUACCACAGGGAGCUGCAGAAAAGGAUGGGCGUCUGUGGGCAGGGGAUGAGCUGAUGGGCAUCGAUGGUAUCACAGUGAAGGGAAAAUCUCACAAGCAGGUGCUGGAUCUGAUGACCAAUGCUGCACGAAACGGACAGGUCCUGCUGUCUGUCCGCAGAAAAGUCAUCUACAGGGAUGUGGGAGAUAAUGAUGAUGAGGAUGAUGGGGUGCAGAGUGUGGCUCCAGUGCUGGUCAAUGGCUCUCCCAGACCCCCACGCAUUCAAGUGCCAAGUGUCCUGGACCAUGAAUCUUUUGAUAUUACACUCCAUCGUAAAGACAGUGAAGGCUUCGGCUUCGUCAUCCUCACUUCAAAAAGCAAGCCCCCGCCUGGAGUAAUUCCUCAUAAGAUCGGCCGUAUCAUUGAGGGAAGCCCAACAGACCGGUGCGGUCUACUGAGCGUCGGGGAUCGUAUAUCUGCUGUUAAUGGCCAGUCCAUCAUAGAGCUUUCUCACAAUGACAUUGUGCAGCUUAUCAAAGACGCCGGCCACACUGUCACUCUCACAGUGGUUCCUGAGGAUGAAUACAAAGGCCCGCCCUCGGGAGCCAGCUCAGCCAAACAGAGUCCCGCACCACAGCACAGGACACUGAAAUCCACCACACAGGAGGAGAGGUAUAACCUGGAUAUGGAGGAGAUGAGGGAUGAACUGGCCUGGGCAGAGUAUAAAACGCUCCCCAUUACUGAGAAAGGAACACUGUGUGUCACAGGAUCCAAACAGGGCUGUAUUUUAGUAGAGCUGGAGCGCGGCUCUCGAGGUUUCGGCUUCAGUCUGAGAGGAGGGACGGAGUAUAAUAUGGGGCUCUAUAUCUUGCGAUUGGCUGAGGAUGGCCCUGCCCUUCUUGAUGGCAGGAUUCAAGUUGGAGAUCAGAUAGUGGAGAUCAAUGGAGAGCCCACACAGGGGAUCAGUCACACUAGAGCCAUUGAACUGAUUCAGGCUGGAGGCAACAAAGUACUGCUUCUUCUGAGACCUGGACAGGGACUCGUAUCUGACAACAGCACUUCAGCAGCAGAUCCAAAAGUCUCUUCACCUCUAAGCGCUUCUGGUGAUGUUUUCCUCCCAGAGCCGUUGUCAUCUGAUGCUUCUGCCUUUUCAUUCUGUUCACCCUGCCAACCGUCCUCACUCUCCUCUUGCUCGGCGAAGGUAAGCUCCUCCGCCCUCUCUCCAGAGCUUUCUCCAGAGCUUUCUCCACAUUCCAAGACCAGCUUGUCAUCACGCCACAAAGAACUCAACAAAGAGAGGGUCUCCAAGCAUCGAGACCCUGAGUUUCCCACAGCCUCUGAGCCAAGACCUGUCAAGAGAAGUCAGUCUAGAGAGAACAGCAUUAACCAUGAUGCUACAAGUGCAAGAAAAACUAAUGAGAAAAAGCGUAACGAUCCAUCUAAAACCAAAGACUGCUCUCGCAACUCUCGCAACUCUCACAGAUCUAAAGAGAGCCUAUCAGAACCUGCACAAGAGCCCAGCAUUCACAGGAAGUCCAGCAAACAUCAGCAGAGUCACGCAGCACAAGAUAAGUCAAAUCAGGAAGAUCAAGAAGCAUCCAUCCAGUAUCCAUCAGUGAAGGAUACUGGAGGCAAUCGGUCAAAAAGAACGUCUCGAAAGGAAGACAAGAAAGACAGCAGUGAGAAGGUGGAGAAGGACCAUACGAGAGAGAGACGGAGAAGCAGCAAGAAAGAGGGCGUGGACAGAGAGAGAGCAGAACGAAAAGUACAAGAAGAAGAGAAUUUGGCGAAAAAGAUGGAGGCAGACGAGGAGGCGGAGCUAAAAAGUACCUUGAGAAGAAAGAAGCAAUUACAGGAGGAGAAGAAAGACAGAGAAUCCAUCAAAUCCAGAGAAAAGGAGAGCAAAGGUCAUCACAAACAUAAAGAAGAACAUGAAGACGAGAAGAGAAUUGAGAGGAGGAGGAGGAGGAGUAAAGAAGUGCAAAGUGGUUCAAAGAGGAAAAGUGAGGUGGAAAAAAGGGAUAUGCAGAUUUACAAUACGGAAACACAGCAAAGAGAGGACCGCAAUGAAAGCGAGGAAGAGGAAGAGGAAGACUCACCAGAGAGCCCAACACUCAGCUCAGCACUCAGCAGCUCCAUGCUCAGCAUACAAGGGCAGACUGGCAUUGGCCUCUGGAAGGUCCCGAGCUCUGCACGCAUUCUCACCCGCGAGGAGGUGAUGCGCGACUUUUACGGGUAGCUAAGGCACGCACAUUCAUUUGGGCAUUGUGGAUUGAUUUGGAGCUGCUCCUCUCUUUGCUUUUCUUUCACCAGAAAAUAAGUAUGAUUUGCUAAUUUCACACUUAAACUGUCGUUUACAAGCUUGACCUACACAUGCUACCCAGAUAGUAGAAUAGUAGAUGAAGAAUUGGCCUGAAACUCGUCAUCAGCCAUGUGGAAUUGAGGCGAAUAUGGUUUCUACUCGGCAACCAGGGUGUUGGCACGUGCAGCUUGGGCCAAUAAUUCAAUUAUACUCAGCAACCGGGGUGUUGAUACAUCAGUCUGAAAAUUAAAUGAAGUGAUUUUUGCUAUCUGGGUAACGUCUUACGUGGCAUGGUAUACGAUGGCUUUCACUGUGCCCUCUAAAUUAAACCACUUGAUGGGUGAAAACUUAAAAAAAAAUGGACUUGCUGCUAUUUUUGGACCUCAAGCAAAAGGCACCCAGUUUUGCCUGCCUUGCCUCAAAUUUUGUCUCUGCAUUUUGUGCCAAUUGCCAACAUUUUUUUUGCUCUCCAUCACAAUGCACUUCAUCCAUAUGCAAUGAAAGGGAUCCACACUCCCUACCAGUCGCCAAAAUAAAGAACAAACAUCAGUUUGAGUUUUUCUAAAUACCCUGUAAUCAUGUUCCCUGGACCCUGAAGAGUGUUCAAUUAUUGCAUGCAAAAAAAAAACAAAAAAACAUGACCCUCAUCCCUCCAGUUGCUUUGUCGCAUGCCUUUUUUUAACAUGCCAGUAAAGGAUGUCUUUCAACCAGACUCUAAUAUCCGACACAAGGAGGCUCAAGGCUAACUGUUUUCUCCAGCAACUAGCUUUACCAAGGACUUUUCUAGACUGUUCUCUGACUUUAACACGCCCGUAUCCUUGAUCUUCAAACCAUAUUAUUGCAAACGACCAGAAACUUGUGCUUUAAUAUCUUCUUUGCCAUUUGUAUGGAACCUGUGUAAGUUACUGAAAUAUGUAUAUGAGCAUAGAGACAUGUAGCCAUAUCGAACCAUUGAAAACGACGUGUAGAGUUCCAAAGUACCUAGUAAGCACCGUGGUAGAUUUACCUUGUAGCAGCUACUUUUGACUCAUCACGAGAUCUAACGGUACGUGCAGGAGUGUCUGUAAAUGUCACGUGAUCUUGGGCACAUCAUUUUCUUGCACUUUCCCCAGAUGUCCAUCUCCAAACUGAAUGCAAAUGAAGGGGAUGUAAGCAUUCCGACACUUCGACUGAUGGGAGAAUAUCAUUAUUUUUGGAUGACUCUGUUUCAUACUCAUUCAGAUGUCUCGGUGAUCAGUGUAAAUUAUAAAUCAUAACUGUCAGGUAAAAAGUUUAUAUCUCCAAAAUGGUUGUUUUACAGCUUAUCUUUCAGCUCUUAAAGAUUUUGGUAAUAUUUUGGUAGUUACCUUUGAAGGGUACAUACAGAGGGGCUUCAUAAUGCAUUCAUACGCACUGAAAAAUACAUUUAGAAAGCAAUACUUUAAUAUUUAUGAGCAUAAUAGAAUAAGACAUGAAAUAAAUGAGACUGUGCAUAGAAAACAUGUAUGCGUGUAGAAUAUCCAAAAUGUGUAUAAAGUUCAUAUUAUAUACAUAUGUUAAAUUUAAAUUUAAAUAUAUCUAAAAUACUAUACAUACAUUCCCACCCCCAGCCCCCUCUUAAUCUCACCAGGACAUUGCUUGCCUUUUAAAAAGUAUAUGUUUCAGCCUCAUGAAGGAAUUUGAAGCCCUAAACCAAAGAGAUGAGUCAUAUGAUAUUGUUUCAUUUAUAACAUUAUGAGCACUAAUAAUUAUGAAGCAUGAUGCCUAUAGGAUAUAGAGAUUAUGAGACAUGUCUAUCUAUUAAAUAUGGAUGGCAUAUAGUUCUGUGAAUGAUAUUAAAGUCAUCAGUCUAAAGUAUUAGAACAUGUUUUAUCUAAUUAACUUCAUUAAGCAGAUUGUAUUGGACAUAAGGUGACAAAAUAAAGGUAAAAAAUAAUUAAUACAUUAAUGAACUGUUUAAAUUAUCAGAGUGGCUAAAAAAACAUUACAACAAAUGAACAUUAUUUGUAACAAACACAAAAGUUACAAAUAGAGCUUCAUGCUUCUUACUAAAUCUGAAAUAUAUACACAUAUCAAAAUUAAUAUUCUAUUCAACAUGUAUGCAUGUUAUGUCAGUACUAGGGGUGGGCGAUAUGGCUCUAAAAUAAUAUCACGAUAUUUCAGGGUAUUUUUGCGAUAACGAUAUACUUUGCGAUAUAGAAAAAACAGAAAAAUAAUUAAUUAAUUUCAGGAAUAUAGUAUAAGAGUAUAAUCAUAAUGUGGCAAAAUAAAUAAUAUAGCAUAAAAAAAUAUAAUGCAGCAAAUAAUACUGCAGAAUAUUUAGUGCAUGCAUAUAAACUGCAAACUAAAACAAUUAUACAAUAAAUACACCUAAAGCUUCACAGUAAAUAAUAGACUACUUUUAAGACCGAACAGCCCUAUUAUCACGAUAUGGAUUUUUAAUAUCACGAUAUUUCUGUGUCACGAUAUAUUGUAUACGAUAUGAUAUUGCCCACCCCUAGUCAGUACAGCCUUAUUUUUUAAUGUCAAAUUAUGAGUACUGGCAUACUGAAGCUCUUAUAUAUGUACCCUUCAUAAAAAGUGUUAAAAGAGCAUUUCUAUUGGUGCAUUUAUCUUAAAGCAUGAUGAAAAGCAACUGCUGGGUUCAAAUUGUCAAAAAAAAGGAAACAAAAAAAAUGCCAAAAAUGGGGAUGCAGACUUUUUAUUCUUGACAGAGUCAAAAUGAAUUAGUAUAUAUGCCAGCCCAUAGUGAGUGGAAAUUGAAAAAUAUGUUUUUCCUUAUUCAUUAUUAAUAAUAUUCCAUGAAUGAUUCAUUGUUGCUCAUGAGAAAAUGUUGUGUGUAGCAUCAUUAAGGGCUGAUUUCAGCGGUACAGAGGUUCAGUGGUAGUUGUACUGUUUGAUAGAUGAACUAUGGUUGGGUAGCUGACACACUCUAUCAAUACCAAAGGAUUGGCGGCCAUCUAGUGUGUGUUGUUCUCUGUGUGUGUGUGUCACGUAAUUCACCUCAGGGUAUGAACUGAUGAUGUGUACAGUAGUCGAUGGUCAUGUGUGAUAGCGUAGACAUAUUCAAGUCAUUCAGUGCCACGGCGUUUUGCUCUGUUCUGCAGCCAAUAAUCAAUCACUAGAACUCGCCCGCUUCCGUUAUUCACCAGUUAUAAAUGAUAUCGAGUUCAGCGAUAUCCCAACAGAUCAGGUUUGGCACCACUUAAUGUCAGGGACAUCCAACUGAAUUUUAGUUAAAUGUGUUUUAGAAAUGGACACAGUUUAAAAAUAAAGUGAGAUCACACCAUGUUCCUCACCGAGUAGAUUCAGCAACGUUCAAGCCACCGCUUUUAGAAAUGUUGCAGAAUGAAAUGAUGUGAUCUCGCAUCGUUUCAUCACAGGUGGUGGAAUCCUGAAGGUCUUAUAUGGUCUAUAUCAUGUGGUCCAAGAUGUAAAUGUUUAAAUAUUGUACAGCACCUUUAUAAAUAUGUUGUUGAGUGCUCUCUCAGAAGAACGAAUAGAGAUCUGUAAAUUCGCUCCAUUAUUUUUGUAUUUAAGUAUUUAAAAGAAAAGAUUUAAAGUGGAUCAGAUGCUAAGAUAACCCUGUCCUGGUGUUCUAUUCAUGCACUGUAAAAUAAAGGUUUAUGGGAAAAGAGA
This is a messenger RNA of Astyanax mexicanus (Mexican tetra), 9373 nucleotides long. RefSeq names its product membrane-associated guanylate kinase, WW and PDZ domain-containing protein 3. Gene Ontology annotation, molecular function: protein binding. Gene Ontology annotation, biological process: signal transduction. Gene Ontology annotation, cellular component: cytoplasm. Bases 1163 to 5692 code for a protein of 1509 amino acids. The transcript has 21 exons. The record is from RefSeq and is a predicted model, not a curated record. Lineage: Eukaryota; Metazoa; Chordata; Actinopteri; Characiformes; Acestrorhamphidae.